AUGGAUCAAAAGAAGCUCAGGGAGCUGACGAAGCAGGAGAAAGCGCGACGUGGACAGGACACCGCAGUGCCUUCCGUGCUCAAGAGGAAGCAAGAGGCCAAGGCGGCAGAGAUCGCGGCGAAGCGCGCCCGAGCCGAAUCUGCGGCAAUGCCGCCCCCGGCGCUGCCGAAGAAUUCGCGCCUAGCUUCAGCCAAGGCUCCCGAGGAGGCGCGACCCAGCGACGUCAAUGACGCGGAGAAGCAGAGCCCCACCGCGACUGCCCCCGCUCCUGCCACUGCGGCCGUUGAAAACGACAGCGCCGAGGCUGCUGCAGAAGAGGAGGCUGCGGUAGCACCGUCCCCGGGAGCUCAGCUGCAGGCUGUCGAGCAGGUGCCCAUGGUGGCUGCGGAGGCAGCAAAGGCCACCCAAGCCGAAGCAGAUGCGGACCCAGAAAGCGAUCAGGCCCUUCCCGAAGGGUUCUUCGAUGAUCCGGAGCAGGAUGCGAAAGUGAGGGGAAUGGAGGCACCGUCUCGAAAGGCCGAGAGGGAGCUUGAGGAGGGCCUACGCAGGUUCGAAAGAGAGAUGGCCGCCGAGCAAGAGAAAGCUGAGGAAACAAGGCAUGAGAUCGACGAGAAAAAGUAUGAAGUCUUGGCUGCGGAAGAAGAGGAGUUUCAGACGCAGCUCCAGUCUCGACUGGUGAAGCUUCGGGAAGAAUGGAAGGACUGGGAGGCGCUGGGCUGGAAUCUGAUCUGCUCUCCCAAGGAGACGGUGAGAGAUGCAGAGUCACCCAGAACUGCCCACGCAGAGAACAACUCUGCCUCGGAGAGCCCCAAGCCGCUUCUGGUAUGGGAGGCGGGAGAGAUUGAGACCCGCCUGCGCAAGCACGCGUUGGAGCUUACAGAGCCGGCAAUCUCACGAACUGUCUUCUUCGAGGGAAAGCUUCGCGAAGUGCGGGCGUCGGCCGAGCGCAACGCGGAGAAUCUAAAGCAGCUGCACCAGCAGCUCGCCAGCCAGGAAAGCUUGAAGAAGACCAUUGACUCCUUCCGAUCUGAGCUUUGUGACUGGGAUAAGGAGCGGCGAGACCACGAGCACCUCCUGAACGAGAAAACCUGCCUGCAGGAGAAUGAGCUUAGUGCCCUCCGUAAGAUGAUUGAGGUGCAAGGCUACUCAACAGACGCGUGCCAGCGCGGUCUUAAGAAUGUAGGCGACCUGCUUGCAGCAACAAAAGAUGAAGUGUCACAGCUGCGUGACUACUGCUGCGAAAGGGUCGACGUGAACAGGGACAAGAUCAUGAAGCUGAGAGAUGAGAUAGAGUCAAAGUUGGCAGCAAGUGAAAGUACCCAGUUCAAGCUUCAAGACGAUGUCACGAACAUGGCCACUGUCUUUGCCCACCUGAAGUCGGAGAUGGAGCGUAUUGGAUUGGUCACAGCGGAAAGCAUGGAGAGUGUCGCCGACCUCUGGCGAGCAAAAGCCUCAGCGGCCAGUGUAGAGGAGCAGCAGCAGACCUUCAUCGAGUUUCAGCGCAACCUUUCCGAUGCUGUGGCUGCCCUCAGACUCCGGGUCGACCACGUCGUGGAUGAAGUGAAGGGCCACUUUCAGACUGCCGUGCGAGUGAUCUCAACAUCCACCUCCAAGCAGAUCUCAAGCAUGCGCACACAGUACUCCGAGGACAUUGGCAGAUUGGACGAGGUCAUGCAGCAGAACGAGAGCCUCAGCCAAGUGAUCCGCGGCGGCGAGGAUCAGGCGCGUGUGCAGCUCCAGAAGCUGCAGGAAGACUUCGACAAGCAGAUCCAGGAGCUAAGACUGGGCUUAGAGAAGAAAGUGAAGAUAGACCCAGUGAGCGAGCAGUACGUCGUGGAGGUCCAGCAACUGCGACGAGCCUGGAAGGACCACGAGGAGCAUCUGGCCUCACAUGACCGGGCGCGGUCCUUGGAGAGGGAUGCCAUGUACGCCAUCGUGGAGAGUCAGCUUAUCGCAGCACAGAUGAACGUCCAGGACGACCAGGAUCGGAAGAACGUGGCGCUCUUUGGCUGUAAGCCCGAGAAGGGGGCGGGAGAGGGGCUCCUUCCCAACAUCGACCAGACCCCUCGGAAGAAAGAGGUCAAGGCAGCAGCUCCCAUUAUCUCCCUGGAUAAGCGCUGCCUGUCCUGCUGCAGUAACACUGGAACCGUCCUGGCAGGGUUCAAGAUCGCGUGCUUGAACUACACGCCCGGCCCUGUGGAGUACCACAAGGUCGCCUACUCUCGGGCGGAGCUCCUCCAAUUGCAGGCAAAGCUGCUCGACCAAGCGAAAGACCAGAUGCAGCGAGCGGCGGGCGUGUGA
Messenger RNA from Symbiodinium natans, 2301 nucleotides. Lineage: Eukaryota; Dinophyceae; Suessiales; Symbiodiniaceae. The record is from the annotation of a GenBank genome assembly.